GUUAUUUGUCCACGUGAGCUUCAUUCAGCUGAGCGCUGCAAGGAUGAAUGGCUGGGGUUUGUUUAAAAAAUUAUAUGUUUAUUAUGUUAUCUGCUCAUACAUGUUAUAAAUGUCUUGUAUGCGUAACUUCUGUUUGUUGCUCUCUGGUGUUUUGAGUCGCAUGCAUGCAGUGAUACCGCACAGCCAUCUGUAUGAAGCUGCACAAACACAUCUGAUGAGACACAAACGCUCAUUUAACGCAGUGGUCUUUUUUUCCGAGCCAUUCACUCUGGUUUUAUGUAACCAUGCCUGCGCUCGGCUGCAUGAAACCAGGAUUUGAUCGUGAAAUCACGCCAUAUAUUAGUGAAGCAGACUGAAGUCCUGGAAUGCUUGAGUGCGGGGGUGUCUGUCUGUCCCCUUCACUGCAGUCACACAUCUGAACAGCAUAUGCAUGCCUCACGCUGCAAACAACACUCAGGAUGAGAAAUACAUGGCUUUGGAAAUGGUAUUUGACUUGUUUACAGGGGGUGGAAGAUGGAAACGUUGGAAAAAUGGAGCAGAGACAUCAUGGCACCUCAUCAGCUGGAUAAGAAGGCACAGUCCAAACAAAAUGGCAUGAUUGCAAAAAAUCUUCUCAACUCUCUUAAGAAACGCAAUCAUUUGCAGCUCCAGCCAAUUUCUCGCUCAGCAUGUGCCACUGGCUCAUGUCCAGAUCUGAUGAGUAGGAACGAGCAGCCAGACUCCCGGCCGCUUGCCGUGGCCCUGACGCCCCAGCUACCCCCAAGAACUCAUCGUCCCCUGUGUCUCUCAGUGUCCUCUGACAGCAAUGGACGCUUCAAAGCUCUGGAGACCCAGGAAUGGAAGAACAACCUCAAAGCUCAGAUGGAGCAGGCCCAUAGUGCUGGAGCAGCCAGCAGCACAGGUUCCCUGGAAAGAGCGUCUCUCUUUUGCGCUUCUGGCUCCACCACCACCUCCAGCUCUGGCCUCUCCAGUCCGGUGGAGCACCUCACCAAGAGCAAGUCCUCUAGUCGCUUUUCACUUUUCUCCCCACCUUGGAACAGCAGCUCAGAGUCUGACUCCAAUCCACCUUCCCGCUCCGGAUCUAAGAAAAUGCGCAACUACAGUCGCAGAGCUGGUCCUGGCAGUGCCAAAACGGGCCCAGAGACUCCAGAACCCAAGCAGAGCGUCCCUGAGCAUUUCCAGUACUCAGAACCAGUCAUAUCGAAGGUUACAGACUACAUUUUUGUGGGAAACCUGAACGCGGCUUAUAGUGGGCGUACGUUGUGCCGCAAUAAUAUCGACAGUAUCAUCGACAUGAGCAGCCUGCCUGGGGAGACUUGUUUGAGAGUCAUUCCUUGCACUUGUUCAAGGGGUGUCAAGCAUAGUUGGUCUCGUCUCAAAGUGGACAUAAGUGACCUUCCGGACACAGUCCAAGAAGGGCUGGCACUCAAGCAUCGAUGCUUCGAUGACAUCAAUGAGUGUAUCGAUGCCUCCACGGAGAAGAGGAAGCGAGUUCUGGUGCAUUGUCGUGAUGGUUUUUCCCUCGCCCCCACUUGCAUUAUUCAGUACCUCAUGGUCAAACAAAAUAUGAGGCUUAUUGCCGCCUACGAGCUGCUCAGAGCCAAACACCCAGUCAACAUUCGGGAGUCCCAUCAGAACGUUCUGGUAAGUCUCGAAAGAGCUCUGAGACCGGGUGGGAACACGGACCCAGAGUGCUUUAAACAGGCCAUCUCUCGAAAAGUGGCUUGGACCUGAUAGCGAACCUUGGGGAACCUCACUUUUAUUUUAGCGUUUUGUAUUUUGUAAAUUUAAUUUUGAAUAUUAUUUCCAUUGUUAACUCUGUGGAAGGCAGUUUUUUAUUGUUUUAACUGAGCUGGAUGUCAUGGUGUGAGUACUAAUUGUGAAAAUGUACUUUGUUGUUCAGUGGCCAUUUUAGCAAAACAAAGCCUGGGAAUUUGAGUCAUUCGUUUUGCUUCUGGCUAUACAAAACAAGAACAAACAUGCUUUGUGCAGCUGCUAAACAAUGCGAUUUGUCUGGGAAUAUAUCUCCUGUUUAUUCUUCUUCACGUGGGUACAUAGCCAUGCUGUGCAGGUUUAUGUUGAGGAAGAAGUUAGCGGGAGCCCUCAGGAUACAAAACGAUGUCAUAUAUGGCUGCAAACACCACUACUGAGGCUGAAACGUCAAACUGGAGUACUAUAUCAACUAAACAUCUUAAACACUCUGAGGACAAAUUGAGGACUAAACAUGAUUAAUCACUGAAUCUGGUAGUACAUAGCACAACCUUUGUUGGCCUCCUUAUUCAUUUGACAGUUAACCAGGGUUGAAAGAUGUACAGUAAGAGUAGUCCUCUAUGAGGAGACAUUUCAUUUACUAGGUUAAGUGUCUUUUAUUAAAUGUGUACUAUUCAACAUGUUUAAUCGAAUAAUUCAGUGCUUGGAAACAAUGUGAAUUUUGUGAUCGUGUAAAGCAUUGAAACUAACCCACUUUAUACCUUGUAUGGUUUGUUGGUAUUUGGAAAACGAGUUAAACAGAGUUGUGGAGCAAUGCUCAAUUGCUAAGGCUUGAUAUUGCACUUACAACAAGGAAAUGCACAAGUUUUGCUGAAACAUGGUUUGACUUAAUGUUGCACAGUGAAUAUAGAUCAAAAUAUUUUUAUUACGAUAAUGUUUAUGCUUAUAUAUAUAUAUAUAAUGAUUGUUGUUCCAUGGUUUCUAUUGUAUUUUGAUUUAGCCAUUUUGACAAAUGUAACCCUGAUAGCAAAUGUACGUCACUGAGGCUACUUGAAUGUGUGCAUUUUCUUUAAGAGCAUUAUCUAGUUUGCAGUGUGUGUGUGUAUAUAUAUAUAUAUAUAUAUAUAUAUAUAUAUACACGCACACACAAGCAUACAUACAAAUAAUUAAAUAAAAGACAAAUGCAACAAAGAUAGAUAGCUGUCAUGAUAAUCGAUUGGAUAUAUUGUUGAUUAUAAUGUGAUCAAUAGUUUUGUUACUUUGCAAGAUGUUUGCUUCUAGUGUAGAUUGGAAUGUUUUCUGCAACAUUUAGGUUUUUAAGUUUAUAGUAAUCUGCUGUUGUUUUGACGUCUGCACGCAAAUAUAAUGUAUCUUGGUGACGUACAUGUGCUUAAGGGGAAAUAUGUUUGACAUGGCUUAUGCUUAUCAGCAGUGAUUCUUUUAUUUUGAUAUUUAGUGUGCAGUUUGGUGAAGAAAGACCCUCCUAUGUUUUGGUGCCUUUCGUUUGAAAUCAUCCAGUGUGAUUUAUUGUGACAUUCACACGCGCACACUAUAUGCACUCAUCGGGUAUUGACAAAAUGUCGUCCUUAUGCUUUGACAUGUUCAGGAAAUGCUCCAUGUUGGUGUAAUUUUUUGAUGUAUGGCAGAGAUCAGUUUCAUCUGAAUACGCCGUUGUAAAGGUUUCAUAGCAGUGCUCACAGUGAACAGUGCCUGUACUUCAAUUAGUGUGGUGGUGAUGACGUCAAUCAGUGUGAUCAUUUACUUUCUUCUACGGGCCUGCAAUUAGCUUCUGACAUUAGCAAAGCUGUAUUUAGAUUCAAAUGGAACAUUUACUGUUGUUUUAUUCUUAUUCAUUAGCCUAUUUAAAUCUAUAUUUUUGGAUGGUUGAUCUUGCCCUGUAAAGGUCUAACAACAUGAACUCUCAGGUUAACUUUAUUGGCCUAGAAAACAUUCUCAAUGCGUUAGAAACCAGAAUAAUGUGAGGCAAUGUAUUUUCUGUAUCACGUUUUUGAAGAAAAUGCAUUUGUACAUGUUGAUAUUAAAGAGAAUCUGAUGCACUGAC
Messenger RNA from Carassius gibelio (silver crucian carp), 3772 nucleotides. RefSeq lists its product as uncharacterized. Gene Ontology annotation, cellular component: cytoplasm. NCBI's taxonomy places the organism in Eukaryota, Metazoa, Chordata, Actinopteri, Cypriniformes, Cyprinidae. Bases 514 to 1734 code for a protein of 406 amino acids. The record is from RefSeq and is a predicted model, not a curated record. Gene Ontology annotation, molecular function: protein tyrosine/serine/threonine phosphatase activity. The transcript has 4 exons. Gene Ontology annotation, biological process: protein dephosphorylation.